Xiphias gladius (swordfish) is the source of this 2480-nucleotide messenger RNA. It is a transcript of the gene mcama, whose product is annotated as melanoma cell adhesion molecule a. NCBI's taxonomy places the organism in Eukaryota, Metazoa, Chordata, Actinopteri, Istiophoriformes, Xiphiidae. Gene Ontology annotation, cellular component: plasma membrane. The coding region runs from base 273 to 2129 and encodes 618 amino acids. The transcript has 19 exons. The record is from RefSeq and is a predicted model, not a curated record. Gene Ontology annotation, biological process: angiogenesis.
CUCUACGGUCACGUGCUGAGGUGUGCCCGAACCCUCACCUUUACCUGAGGAGGACCACCUGGUUGUGUGCAUGCAGCAUGAAGAACUGGUAACAAGGCAGCAGACGGAGGAACUUGCUGACACCAAGGUAUCUGAAGUUGGAAACCACUUGCAGCUUCUGACUUGAUACAUAAACUGAUCUCUCCUCCGGGGCUGCCGGCGAACUUCACGUCGACGCACCACUUCAGCUCAGUUCACUUUGGCCCGGAUACGACGAGCGAGCGAGCGAAGACAUGGCUUUCCUCCGCGGAGCGUUUCUGCCGCUGUUCCUUCACAUCUGCCUCCUCGGCUGCAGCGCUUGGGCCAAGGUGAGGCUGUCUAUGCAUGAGAGCGUUGAGGUGUACCUGGGUGACUCAGCUCAGAUCCCGUGCCAGUACAGCUUCACUGAAACCAACAACGAGCCCAGCUUUGUCAUGAUCCAGUGGUUUGUGAGAGCUGUCGGUAACAGCUCAAGGAUGCGAAUCUUCUAUAGUGAUGACAGUCAGCAGAUGGUGGACAGCAACACAGACUACAGCGGUCGCAUCCAGGUGACUUCAGCUCAGCAGGGAACUCGACUCACCAUCCAGGACGUCCAGCUCUCCGAUGAGAGGGAAUUCUUCUGCCAGGUUAAUGGACUGGCUGCCGGGAAUGCCGAGGGCAAGACCCACCUCAGAGUGUUUGCUCCUCCAGAGGCUCCAGUGAUCGAGGGCGUUCUUACUGGAAUAUCUGUGACCAAAGAGGGGCCAUCUAAGGUUGCAUCAUGUGAGGCUCAGAACGGCUUCCCUAAACCCAACAUCACCUGGUACAGAAACAGCAUGCCACUGACGUCUGCACCAGGACAUGUAAACGUGUUGAUCCUGGUGACCUGGGAGUCCAGGGGCUUCUACACUGUCCAGAGCACACUGGAGUACAAGGUGGUCAAGGAGGACAAGGAUGCCUAUUUCUCCUGUGAGGUCAGCUUCUUUGUCCCGGGAGCCAUCAGGACAGUCGAGUCCAACAGCAUCAACAUCACUGUUCACUAUCCCACCACCAUGGUGGAGCUGUGGAAGGAGUCGCCCCAGGGUUUGGUCAAAGAGGGGGAUACUGUGGAGCUGCGUUGCCAGGGUGAUGGCAACCCCCCGCCGCCCUUCAUUUUCAGCAGAGAACAAGAGCUGGAUGUUGACCUGGAGAGCAGCGGUGAUGUGUUGUUCCUGUCGCCAGUGUCACGGAAAGACAGCGGCAUCUACCAAUGUCACCCUCUGGACACCGACGGAAACACUGAGGUCAAAGGACAAGUGCAGCUCACUGUGCACUAUUUGGACCCGGCCGUGGUGGUACCCAAAGACUCAGAGGUCAUGCUCAAGGGAGAGGAUCUGACCGCGACCUGCAACGCUCUGUCCUCCCUGAAAACAUCCACUGUCUGGUACAAGGAUGGAAGGCAGGUGGGUAAGGGGAACACAUUGCACCUGCAGGACGCCACUUAUGACACAACAGGAGAGUACAUAUGUGAGGUGACUGUGCCUUCCCUGCCUGCCCUGCACACAAGUGGCUCCGUUCACAUCAUCGUCCAAGGCGGUCCCCAGUUGGUGGGAGUGGAUCAGGAGGUGCUGCUGGAGGAAGCAACAGGCAGGAUGGUGAACCUGAGCUGUGAGGCUCAGGGCCAUCCGCUGCCCAGCAUCUCCUGGAACAUCGUCGGCAGCCAGAACUGGCACGAGGUGGUGAGCAAGGCGAACGAGCACAUGACUCACAGUGUGGUGUCAGUCAAAGUCACCUCGGACAUCAGCGCUCACUGCAACGCUUCCAAUGACAUGGGCACUGAAGUCAAGGCCUUCAGCAUCAAAGCCAUUCCCAGGGUCACCACAACUGCUCCCUACUCUCCCGCUGAGGGCAGUGGAGUGAUCAUCGUGGUGAUCAUACUGUGUCUGCUGCUGCUGGCCAUCCUCGGCAGUGUUCUCUACUUCCUUCACAAGAAGGGAAAGAUCCCCUGUGGACGCACAGGGAAGCAGGAGAUUUCCAAAGAGAAGACCACCAAAGAUGACAUUGUCGUAGAGAUGAAGACCAACACAAAGAAUGAGGAAGCUGUCCUCCUAAAGGCUGUCAACGGAGACAAAAAGGGCCCGAAUCACCAGUAAAGUCCCCGGCGGUUGGACAGUGAUGUUGUGCAGCAGGAGGCAGGACACGUGAAGCCAGCAGUCAGUGUGUCUUUGGAGCAGAGGAGGCCGUUGACACUCCCACUGAUCUGAGACCUGCAGGGUAACAUCAUCCCGGGGCCGGGACAUUCCCUCAUCAUGCUUUGUUCCCAGCAGUAUUCAGUAGAUUUACACAGGAACACACAACCACGUCCGUACACGCACACACACACACACACACACACACACACACACUCAAACACACAUGUAUGUACAGAUGUUUAUUUCCUUUUGAACGAAUGUUUGCUUCCUCAACAUUCAGUUUCUCCAGUUGUUCUCAAAAUAUGUUCAACU